UAUCUUUGUUCCUCAUAAUCAUUGAAAUAAAAGUAAUGCUUUUGUUUGUAAAAUGUUCGCGGUAUAAUUGUAAUAAAAGUUAGAAUUAAAAAUAUAUGAAAAUGACAUUUCUUACAAAGUUGUCAACAUGGAAAGGAUUAAUACAAAGAUCGCUUUUACCAAUAAAUCAAACAAUAGUAAUAUCAAAUUUCGAUAUCCAUACGUCAAAAUAUUCCUUUCUUGGUGAAUAUGAAAUGGAAGAUCCAAAAUCAGAAGCUGAUAUUGUAAAUGUUACUUUUAUUGAUAAAAUGGGAAAAAGAAUACCCGUAAAAGGAAAAGUGGGAGAUAAUAUAUUAUAUUUAGCCCAUAGAUACGGAAUUGAAAUGGAAGGUGCUUGUGAAGCAUCUCUUGCUUGUACCACUUGUCAUGUAUAUGUACAUCAAGAUUAUACAGAUAAACUCCCAAUGGCUGAAGAAAAAGAAGAAGAUUUAUUAGAUUUAGCUCCUUUUUUAAAAGAAAAUUCAAGAUUAGGUUGUCAAAUUAUAUUAACAAAAGAAUUAGAUGGCAUAGAAUUGGAACUACCUCAAGCAACAAGAAAUUUCUAUGUAGAUGGUCAUACACCAGCUCCACAUUAAUAUAGAUUAAUAUAGAUUUUACUUGUAUGUUAUAUUUGAAUUAAUAUGUAUAUAUUCUAUCCAGAUAUAUAAUUAAUAUAAUUAUAAACUUUUACUUUAUUAUGUAUAAAAUUUAAGUGUAAUAUAAAUUAAAUAUUAUAUUUUCUUAUUUUUUUAAUGAAUGAUAAAAAAACAUUAUAUUUUCAGAAUGUACUUUAAUGUAUUUCAUAAACUUUUAGAACAACAAACUUGAUUUAUAUGACAUUUGUCAUGGUACAAUAUAUUUAUUUCUUAUACAUUUGGAUUAUGAUACAUAUCUUUAAUUACAAUGAUACAAGAUUUAAACAUUUAUGAUAUAAUGAAUCCAUGAAUUAAAAUUGUAUUUGUUAAUCUUGCAGCAUUUACAUCAGUGAAAAUACUCUAUAAGUUUUUUUGCAAACUGAUCGCGUUUGAGCACUGCCACUAAUGUGUUU
Messenger RNA from Apis florea (little honeybee), 1066 nucleotides. It is a transcript of the gene Fdx1, whose product is annotated as Adrenodoxin-like protein 1, mitochondrial Ferredoxin 1. The record is from RefSeq and is a predicted model, not a curated record. Gene Ontology annotation, cellular component: mitochondrion. Gene Ontology annotation, molecular function: 2 iron, 2 sulfur cluster binding; electron transfer activity. Gene Ontology annotation, biological process: P450-containing electron transport chain. Lineage: Eukaryota; Metazoa; Arthropoda; Insecta; Hymenoptera; Apidae.